AAGUAUGAUUAUUUUUAUUAUUAAAAUAUGUGAAAACUCAAAACUACCUUCUUCGUGAAACAUUGAGAAACAUAUGCACUAUAAGAAUUCACUUGUGAAUACUCAAGACUUGUCUUGGAACAUGUCCAUCUCUAUAUUGACUUGUGCAUUUACUAUCUAAAUCAGAAGAAGCAUAGUUAAUAGAAAAAAUCUUUGAUUUCGUUAUAUAUGUGUUUAAUGACUAAAUUGUUUCUAAAUGAUGUUUUUUCUCUUUAAAGAAGUCACCACCUAAAAAAGCCAAUAUAGUUAGCCCGUUUAAAUUGUUAAUUUCAACACAAUUCUACUCACAAGCUUAUUAUAAAAACUAAUUAUCAUGUUAUCUCUCCUAAAAAUAAUAAUUGUUUUGGCUUAAUAAAAAGUGGUUUAGCGUCUAACCAUAUAGAAACAAAAAUACCAUGAGAUAGCUAUUUGUCUUAGACGGGAGAUUAUUUGAAAACAAUAGUAUUGAAGCAUAACAAAAACGGUAAGACUAUAAACUCGUCUGAUCAGUUUUGUCAUGACUUAAAAACCCAACUAGUUAUUUGUUUUUAAUGUUGUUUGUCUCAUCGGUUUCAGCUUUGUUUUACUUUUGAAAACGGUAAUUGAAUUUAGUAUAAAAGUCAAAAGAUGUUUCUUAACCUUCUUUCCAUUCAAUAUAAAUAGUCAAAGGAUUGUACUAUCUGCUCAUCAAUCAAAACACAGACUCGAUAAAGACUCAUAUAUUUGGAGAAAUCUUUCUACUUCUUUUUUUCUCGUCUCAUAAUGUCUAUUAAAUAUAUUUUUUUCUUUAUGGUGUUUGUCUGUGUUGUAGUUUCUGCCAGUGCUCAACUACCCCAGUUUCCCAUCCCAUUUCCUUUUCCACUCCCAUUCCAACCAAGUCCCGGUAUUCCCGGAUUACCUGAUGUAGCAAAAUGUUGGUCUUCAGUGAUGGAUAUUCCAGGAUGCAUUAUAGAGAUUUACACAUCCAUACUCACAGGACAAUUCGGACAUGUAGGUCCUUCUUGUUGCAAAGCAUUUUUGGAAGCCGAAGCCAAGUGCUUACCGAAACUUCCAUUCAACCCACUUUUUCCUCUCAAAGAACAAUGUUUAAGAAUUGCUAAAGCAGCUCCUCCUACCACAAAAUAGAGUUUUACAUUAAUAGAAGUAAUAGCUAUGUCGUUUUUAUUUUUCAAGGGAUUUUAACAUUUUAGCUAAAUUCUACGACGUUAUCCUCCAAAAAUAUGAUUAUAUAAACAGCAUUUUAGAAAUAAAAAAAUCCUGCAUUUCCUUUUAUAUUAUCCAUGCGGUUCAUGACUGUGAAGAUUCUAAACUAAUCUUACUUAUAAAACAUACUUAAAUUAUACUACAAACUAAAACUAUACAAUUUAAUAUUUGGGAAAGUACAUGGGCUACAUCUACAAAAUAAAUAUAAAAAAGAACAUAAGAGAAUGAUCGAUUUAAGAUCCGAGUUUCAUUUUACAAUAAUCUGAAAGAAGUCUAUUCAUAAUUUUUAUACAAGCUGUAUAAGUUUCCUAUCUUUUUAUGUUUUUUUUUGUUUAAUAAACAUAGCCUUUUUGUGUGUUUUAAUGUAACUUUACUACUUCUGUAUCUACAUAUAUAAAUUUAUUAAAUGUAUAUUAUAUAUUAAAGUAUGAUUAUUUUUAUUAUUAAAAUAUGUGAAAACUCAAAACUAUCUUCUUCGUGAAACAUUGAGAAACAUAUGCAUUAUAAGAAUUCACUUGUGAAUACUCAAGGCUUGUCUUGGAACAUGUCCAUCUCUAUAUUGACUUGUGUAUUUACUAUCUAAAUCAGAAGAAGCAUAGUUAAUAGAAAAAAUCUUUGAUUUUGUUAUAUAUGUGUUUAAUGACUAUAUUGUUUCUAAAUGAUGUUUUUCUCUUUUAAAGAAGUCACCACCUAAAAAAGCCAAUAUAGUUAGCCCGUUUAAAUUGUUAAUUUCAACACAAUUCUACUCACAAGCUUAUUAUAAAAACUAAUUAUCAUAUUAUCUCUCCUAAAAAAUAAUUUCUAUGGCUUAAUAAAAAGUUGUUUAGCGUUUAACCAUAUAGUAAACCAAAAUACCAUUAAGACUCUAGAAAUUGGAAGAUUGCAUGCCCAUGGUUUCAAGAGGGAGAGAGAGAGAGAGACUGUGUGUG
Molecule: messenger RNA, 2150 nt
Organism: Brassica napus (rape)
Lineage: Eukaryota; Viridiplantae; Streptophyta; Magnoliopsida; Brassicales; Brassicaceae
Exons: 1
Coding region: 781-1143 (120 amino acids)
Biological process (GO): regulation of double fertilization forming a zygote and endosperm; regulation of protein localization to cell surface; double fertilization forming a zygote and endosperm
Cellular component (GO): vesicle; extracellular region
Source: RefSeq, a predicted model, not a curated record